AUGAAUUAUGCUACUUGCAACGAGCUGGCCUCUAUCGCAGACAUGAAUAGAAUAUGGACCCUCCAGCUCACAAUUAUGGAGGCGGGCCUCAAAUCGAUCAUUAGGCUUGAGUGGAACUUUGAUCUUGGUACGAGACACCACAGGGGCCAUGCGCACGAUGCCAUGUUUGAUACGACCCAACGUAUGGUCCCCAUUGGCACCUGGAAAUCGGAGCCGUGCGAUGUCGGCAUUGAGUACAGUGACCUUCGACGAUGGAUCGCGCGGUUUGAUGAGCUGGAGGGUUGA
Penicillium bovifimosum is the source of this 285-nucleotide messenger RNA. RefSeq lists its product as uncharacterized. The transcript has a single exon. The record is from RefSeq and is a predicted model, not a curated record. The coding region runs from base 1 to 285 and encodes 94 amino acids. NCBI's taxonomy places the organism in Eukaryota, Fungi, Ascomycota, Eurotiomycetes, Eurotiales, Aspergillaceae.